This is a messenger RNA of Symbiodinium sp. CCMP2592, 6213 nucleotides long. NCBI's taxonomy places the organism in Eukaryota, Dinophyceae, Suessiales, Symbiodiniaceae. The record is from the annotation of a GenBank genome assembly.
AUGGCUUCGCCUACAGCGGGAGCAAGUGAAGCUCCUCAAGGGGGACAAAGCCCUGGUGGAGCUAGCGAACAGCGUGUUCUGACAGGCGAAGUGGUGCUGAACCAGUUGGCAGCUGCCGUGGCGCAGCUGGCUCAGGCCCCGGACCUCUUCAAUCCGAACUCUUUGGAAGAGGAGGCUGCUCAGUGGGGCGAUUGGUCGUUCCACUUCCGCAACUUCAUGACGAUUCAGGACUCAGGCUACCGUUCCGACUUUGAGAAGUGCGAGUCCGCCAGCAGCUUUGUCAACUUUGCUGAUUAUGCUGCUGAUGUGAAGGAGAGAGCCCUUCGGCUCUACUCUGUGUUGGCGAGCUACCUCCGGGGUCGCCCGCUAAAGCUGCUUCGUGCUAACAAGAAUGGAGACGGCUAUGCAGUUUGGAGGCAGCUUUGUGACGAACUACAACCACGCUCGCGCCCUCGUGCUUUGGCUUUGGCGCAAGCGCUGUCGCGCUUCCCACCGCACAAGGAGGGCACUUCUCUCUUAGAGUACAUCUUGGGCUACGAACGGCUCAUUGCGGAGUACGAGGCUGUGGCGACGCAGAAGUACCAGGAGGACCUCAAGAUCUCGACGCUCCUUGCUGGCUUGCCUCAGGAGGUCAAGCGCUACAUGUACCUUCAGGUCAACAACUCCACGACCUACUUGGGCUUGAGGGAGAAGCUGUUGCAGUACGAGCGGACGUCUUCUACGUGGACGGCAGAGAGUAUGCUGAAGUCCCUCGGCGGCGGCUUCAACACUGACGCGAUGGAUGUGGAUCGUGUUGCCGAUGCUAAAGGCAAGGGCGGCAAGAAAGGCGAUAAAGGACCGAAGGGCAAACACGGCAAAGGCGACUACGGCAAGAAGGGCGAGUACGGCAAGAAGGGAAAUGAGAAAGGCUGGCACCGUGAUGGUGGCAAAGGCUAUGGCAAGGGCUCACCGAAAGGUGGGAAAGGCAAGAAAGGAGAUCCUGGGAAGAAGGGCUCUCCUAAAGGCUCUUUGUCUUUGGUGGAGUGCUGGAAGUGUGGCAAGCGAGGACACUACGCAGCAGAGUGCCGAUCGAGAGUCAACCAGGUGAACCAGGAUGACGACGCAGCUUCAGUGCAGACGAGGGCAACGACUUCUUCUGCCACAACAGCAAGCACAGCCGCUCCUGCGGCAAAGGCGCAAGUUCGUCGAGUACAUGUGGUGGACCUCGAGCGGCUUGAUGAGGACCAGGUGCUCGGUGUUGAGUUUUUGGGCUCUGUGCGUAUGGUGCAAGAAGUUGACAGUGAUGCCGAAGACGAGCUUUCUUGCAGCAGUGUCCAGUGCUUCACCAUAGGCAGCGACAAUGAGAGUGAGUUUUCUUUUGAGCUUUGCAGUUCCCUUGACCUGACGGCAGAUGAUAGUGGUGAGCUUGAGGCUGAGAGUGCUUUCCAUGUUCGUGCUGUUGCUGCUGACCCCAAUUUGCAUGAAGUGAUUUUGGACAGUGGAGCCGAUUGCACCGUCUUGCCACUCAGCUCGUUUGCAGACGUCGGCCAGCACAGUCGUGAGAGCUCGUUCCUGCUAGAUGCGCAGGGCAACAGGAUUCCGCAAGGCCAGGUCCGAACGUCUGUGGUUUUCGAGGUUGAGGGUAUCGAUGGUGAGAUCAUUCAAUUUCGCGACAAGGCAGUGCUAGCGCAGGUUCGGCAGCCGUUGUUUUGCUUCGGGAAGUUGCUUCGUGAUCAGUGGUUGCCCGAGCUGAAUCCUCAACAGGGCUGGUGCCUCAGAAAGGGCGAACGGUCCUUCGGAGUGCACUGGAGCAAGAACUCUCUUGCCACUUACAUGAGGAUCCUGAGGGCCGACGGAGAGUGCGCCAAGUCGGCUCACGAGCCGGCGUCUCCACAGGCACCCCCGGCCAUGGCAGUGAGGUUGGUGGUCGAGAUCUCUGACGAUUUGGAGAUUCAUGCGCAGGCCCCAGGCUGGAGCUUGAAUUCUAGCAUGCAGCCAGUGCACAUGGGAACAAACAUGGAAACCACCUUUGAUGGCUCUGGUCGCUUUAGUUGCUCAGAUUGGCCGUUUAGGACCACACUUCUUUGCCGUGGUGAUCGCAAAAAUGAAGUCUUUGAGUGCUGUGAAGUUUGGGAAGAUCGUCUUGAGUUUGGUUUCGGUGCCUGUGAAAGCAAGGUGUUGACUAUCCUCACAAAGGAAGCUAUAGAGCCCAAUGACCUCGGUAAAGCACUUCAGCAAGAUCCUGCUCCACGUGGCGAACGCUCCUUUGAUGAACCUCCCAAUGAACCCUUGCAAGCCCCAGGUCUUGAGCCCGAUGAGCCAGCAGACGGAGCAGCUGGCGAUCCUGAACGAGACGGCCGCGGAGGAGAGGUUGCAAUGCUAGGGCCUUCUCCGGUUGAAGUUCUUGGGGAUGAUGAAGAAGCUUUGGUGGUGAAUGGCACGCGUCUAACUGAGAUUAGUCCACUUCGUGAGCUUCGGCUUGGUUGCCGGUUCCUUGGCAUCUCGAAGAACGGCUCAAAGUCAGCAGUGUGGCAGCGCUUGAAGAAGGAGGUAGCACACAGCAAGUUGCAGUUGGAGGUUGCAGCAUCGGAAGCCGUGAGGGCAGAGUUUUCCCGAGAUCCCAUAGUUCAGGCACUCCCAGUUCCUCCAAGUCCCGAGCUAGUUGCACUACAUGAAGUUACACAUCUUCCUCGUGCUGAUUGGUGUGAAGCUUGCAUAGCAGCCCGGAGUCGUGAAGAUAACUUUGAAGCAGCAGGCCCCAAACGUGAGUUCCCGGUGAUCUCUCUGGAUUUUAUGUUUGUGAAGACUGACGGGGAAGAAGCACCUCUUGCCACUCACCUGGUGUGUGUGGACUCUCAAUCCAAGUACGUGGUAGCAGUUGCACUUGCUUCCAAAGGAGGCAAAACCUUGAAACAUGCUGUGGGAGAGGUUGUUGGCAUGCUGACGGUUCUCGGCUAUGCCAAGGUGAUUCUAAGGUACGACACAGAACCAUCCAUGAAACAACUUGUGAACUCCAUUGUUGCUGUGCGUGCAAAGAACAACUUGGCGACAGAGCUCGAACCCGUCGGGCCGGACUCCUGUGUACAUGGGGCGCUCCGUUCUGAACGUUAUCAUCAGACUGUUCGCAACCUCGGCAACUGUCUCCUGAAAACAAUAGAGCAACGGACAGGACACAAGGCCGAGACUUGGAGCCCGCUGCAUUCCUGGGCGUUUGUGCAUGCAGCCUUCCUGGUGACAAGGUUCCAUGUUCACCGAGAUGGGUGUACCUCCCAUGAAUUAGUACAUGGACGGAAGUACGACCAGAAACUUUGCCCGUUUGGCUCUGCUGUUUAUGCACAAUUCCUUCCGAAGAACAAAAACAAGGGAGAAGUUUGGCGACAAGGUGUUUGGUUGGGCAGAGCAAGAAUUGGGAAUCUACAUGUGAUCGGUGGCAGUGCUGGCAUUCACUUUGCCAGAACCAUUCGGAGGCCUCCCAAGGCCUACGACUUGGAGCUUCUGAAGACCAUGCGGGGGACUCCUUACGACUUCCUGCUGGAUGUGGUGCCCGUGCGCAAGAAGAAGGUGGACAAGGAUCGAUUGCCGAUCUUGGUGGAAGCUGCUCCUGGCCCUUUGCCUUCCGAGGCGGAGGCUGGGAACGCUGGUCCAGGAAAUGAGGCUGCAAGUGAACCUACCUCCUCUGAGGCUGGGGGCGUUGGAUCAAUGAGCAUGAGCUUGCCUGGUCAGUCUUCUGGGACGGGUUCUUCCUCUUCUACGGAGCUUAUUCCUGAUGCUAUGGACGUUGAAGGCGGCGUCAACCAGGCCGCUGAGGAUGAAGAUGGCUUUGUUGUUUCGGCUGAGGGGGGACUCCCCACAGGCCACUUCGAGGAGGAAGGCUUCCAUGGCGUUCCAGAAGAUUGGAGCGACAUCUUCGAGGAGACUUGGGAGAUCGAGGGUGUCUUGCAGGAGGCGGAAAGACGCAAAUACGAAGAAGGGCCUCCUGUGCUUGAUGCCGACGCUCUUGCGGCAUUGGAUGCUGAGAUGGAUGAGGUGGAAAUCCAGAGGCUCUUGGGAAUGAAAGUCCUUGAAGAGAUUGGCCCCGACGAGGACGUGAGUGACAUGUACCGCUUAGGCUGCAAGAACGUUCGAGAUUGGAGGUUUCGCAACGGCUGGGUGCGGCGAUCACGCUUGGUUGCCAAAGAGUUUCGCUUUCUGCAGCCGUACAUGGAGAACUUGUAUAGUGCCCCAGCCCUCUUCUAUGAGCCCCAGAGUUUGAUCGUUUCCACACAUGUUGAUGACCUGCAAAUGCUAGGGGCCGUGCACGCGUCGGGUGAGUGUCGCUUCUUGAAGCGGAAGUUCAUGGGGGUCAACGGGAGCAUUGUCAUAGAGCAAGAUGGGAAACACGUCGAGAAGCUGAUCAACCUGGUCGGUGUCGAGAGAGAGUCUGGAAAGCAGACCCCAUGCCCCAUGAACCCCAACGAUGUGAAGUCCACGAAACCUCUAUCUUCCGAAGAGUAUCCAGCUUACCGCACGGCCAUAGGUAUUCUCCUCUAUCUCGGCCCCGAUAGACCCGAAUGCCUCUACGCGAUCAAGCUGCUCUCCGCGAAGACUUCCAACCCUACAGAACAUGAGUGGCAUCUUUUGCGACACCUCGUGAGAUACCUGAAGUUGCAUCCCAAGCGUGGCAUUUCUUUGAGUGCAUGCAAUCCUGGCAGGACCGUUGAGCAGCGCUGGCUUGCGAACCCUGGUCCUGAGCGAGGCCCGGAAGCUGAUGCUUCCCAACCUUUCGGGAACGGACGCCUCAUAGAAUCAAUCUCUGACGCCUUGUGGGGUGGAGAAGCCGACAGGCGGAGCAUCAGCGCUGCAGUUAUAUUUUUAAACGGGAAUGCGGUGCACGUGGGCAACAAGAGGCAGAAGAGUAUAUCGCUUUCUUCUUGCGAGAGUGAGGUCCACGGGAGCUUGUACUCCAUUCAGGAAGGGCUUUUCUUGAAAAGGCUCUUAGAGACUGUGUGCGAGAACAGCGCGCACCUCGUUCAUCGAGUAGACUCUUCUUCGUGCAGGGCAUUCAUUGAUCGUGUUGGUCUGGGACGUUUGAAGCACAUUGACAUAGCAUACUUGCGGGUGCAAGAUCUCAGAGCUCGCAACAUGUUCACGUUGAAGCCUAUCUCUACGAAGUUUUGCCCGCCGGACCUUGCCACAAAGCCGAUGAGUGGGGUGAGAUCCAGAAUGCUAGAGUAUACCAUAGGAGUGUGUCAGUCUGAUGGCACCCUCAUCGGAUCGGAAGAUUUCGAAGACGAAUGGAACAGAGAGCAGCUGCGGCGAAUCCGCAGUACCAAAGAGGGUGUGAGUUCAACUGCUAAGGCCUAUGUUGCAAGGAGGGUCCUGGCGCUCUUGCUUGCGAGUGAGGGUUUGGGCUUUGCAGAUGGAGCCUCUUUUCUGUCUCGAGAUCCGAACACCCCGUUCAUGAUGACCCGGUGGAGCUUUGGCUUCAUGAUGGUGAUUCCUGUGCUGCUGGCGGUGCUCUUUGUCAAGACCGAGGCCUACUUCAAGAACUACUUCAAGGCGAGCGGUGACGACAACGGCGAGGAAGUGAACGUCGAGAACUUCAAGGUGACGAGGCGCUUGGAGGAGACCGUCGAGUGCCACAACAACGUUGAGGAGACCAACUUCUUGGAGAAUGCCUUCUACAUCAUGGAGAACAAGGCCAACUUGGAGAUCAACGUGGACAAGACCUUCAAGCUCCUCUACUUGAACGUGGCGAUUCAGAUGUACCUCAUGGCAGUGACCAUCCUCUUCUUCGACGUGGCGAUCAACCGGAACCUCUUCGUGAAGAUCCUCCCGAAGUUCAACAAGGUGCUCAGCGUGUUCCAGGCGAAGGAGCUCAAGGUGACGAUUCUCCUGAUGAAGGGGUGCCACCGCCUCUACAAAGCCAAUGGCAUCGAGUACUCGGAGGACCUUCUUCGUCACUGGGAACAACACCGUGAAGUUUCAGUCGAGUUCCUUGGAGAGUUCGAGGGACGUGGUGCGGCAGCUGAUGCUGCUACUGGCGAGGAGCUGGGUGGCGAAGUGACGGCUGCUGCUGCAGAAGUCCGUGGAGACCAAGGUGAGCAAGUGUGGCUGGUCGGUCGUGGCUCUGCUUUCCACAAGGCAAGCGGUGGCAUGGUCAAGAAGGCACAACCUCAAGGAAAGGCGCGACCGUUGGAGCGAGUGACUGCCGUAGCACAGGGUUACAAGCGUUGUGGACAGUGCAAACCGUGA